Molecule: messenger RNA, 1413 nt
Organism: Anopheles marshallii
Lineage: Eukaryota; Metazoa; Arthropoda; Insecta; Diptera; Culicidae
Product: serine/threonine-protein phosphatase 2A regulatory subunit B'' subunit gamma-like
Exons: 2
Coding region: 1-1413 (470 amino acids)
Biological process (GO): cortical cytoskeleton organization; regulation of dephosphorylation; microtubule cytoskeleton organization
Cellular component (GO): centrosome; spindle
Source: RefSeq, a predicted model, not a curated record
AUGAGUAAUUUCCGUGAAAAACUGUUGGCUAAUCUGGACAAAAGCAAACAAAGUGAUCUACACCAGCAGUAUCCUGCAAAGGCGGCCGAUGAAAUUGAGGAUAUACUUUUUCAAAAGUUUCGAACCGAACAGGCAACCAGCAGUGGGGGCAAUAAAUCGCCAGAUCUACGACAGACGCAAACGCAAACCGAUGAUUCCACUGCCGACACGUACCGUUACAUUCCCCGGUUUCACUUCGAGCUGCCGAAGAGCGCGGACUCGCUAGCGCAAAAGUUGCGCGAAGAAGCACGGACACUGUUUCUCCAGAAGCGUAGCAAGGAGCUACUCGAUAAUGGCGAGUUUAAGCUACUGUGGAGUUUACUGGAGAAGCACCAUUCGCCACCGUUGGUGGGUGAGGAGCAGUACAUCAACUACGAGAACUACUGCAAGGUGGGCAUAAUUGCAGGGGAGAAAUUUUGCCGAUAUCUUACAGCGACAACAUUUGCACGGCUGUUGGCUUCGAGCAGUAAUCCGGGCAAGAUCAGUGUGAUCUCGCUGUUUAACUACACAAUGCGCAAGGUUUGGUUGCAGCAGACGCGAAUCGGUCUCUCGCUGUACGACUACACUGGCCAGGGUUUCUUGAGCGAGUCCGACAUGGAGUCUUACAUUCUGGAGUUGAUACCGACCUUUCCGCAGUUGGAAGGGCUGGAAAAGUCGUUCCAUAGUUUCUACGUUUGCACGACGGUGCGCAAGUUUUUCUUCUUUCUCGACCCAUUGCGCACCGGCCGCAUUCGGAUACGGGACGUACUAACGUGCAGCUUUCUGGACGAUCUGCUCGAACUGCGCGAUGAAGAAAUUCCGAAGGAUGCACAGGAGUUGAACUGGUUCUCAGCACCGUCGGCACUGUCUGUGUAUGGGCACUAUCUUAACCUCGACAAAGAUCACAACGGGAUGCUAAGCAAGAAGGAACUGAUAGGGUACGGAUCGGGCACACUAACGCCCAUCUUUCUCGAGCGUGUGUUUGCCGAAUGUCUUACAUACGACGGUGAGAUGGACUACAAGACAUAUCUCGACUUUGUGCUGGCGCUCGAGAAUCGCUCCGAGCCGCAAAGUUUGCACUACCUGUUUCGCAUCCUGGACGUCGAACAUAAGGGCUAUCUGACCGCAUUUACGCUGAACUAUUUUUUCAAGGGCAUACAGGAGGAAUUAUCCGCCCACCGGGCCGAACCUAUAAACUUUGACGAUGUCAAGGAUGAAAUUUUCGACAUGGUUAAACCGACUGAUCCGACCCGUAUCACGCUGAAGGAUCUGAUAAGCUGCGGUCAUGGAGAGACGGUCGUUUCCAUACUGAUUGAGUUCCACAAGUUCUGGGCGUACGAAAACCGGGAGGUAAUGGUAACAUCGACCGCUAGUGAUGAUACGCACAAUUUAUGA